Messenger RNA from Myxozyma melibiosi, 585 nucleotides. Its product is annotated as putative V-type proton ATPase subunit E. The record is from RefSeq and is a predicted model, not a curated record. Gene Ontology annotation, cellular component: proton-transporting two-sector ATPase complex, catalytic domain. Gene Ontology annotation, biological process: proton transmembrane transport. The transcript has 3 exons. Gene Ontology annotation, molecular function: proton-transporting ATPase activity, rotational mechanism. NCBI's taxonomy places the organism in Eukaryota, Fungi, Ascomycota, Lipomycetes, Lipomycetales, Lipomycetaceae. The annotation marks the transcript as partial.
CAGGCCGACGAAGAGUUCGCCAUCGAGAAGGCCAAGCUCGUCCGGUCCGAGACCGCCAACAUCGACCAGGUCUACGAGCGCCGGACGAAGCAGGCCUCGCUCGCGCAGCAGAUUACAAAGUCCAACAUCACCAACAAGACCCGUCUCCGCGUGCUCGCCGCCCGCCAGGAGGUUCUCGACCAGGUCUUUGAGGAGGCUGCGUCCAAGCUUAGCGCUAUCUCGGCCAACAAGGACAAGUACUGCGUCCUGCUCAAGGAUCUGAUGUUGGAGGGUGCCUACAUUCUCUACGAGAAGAGCAUCGUCGUCUCCGCCCGUGAGGCCGACUACGACCUCAUCAAGACCGGCAUUCCCCUCGUCCAGGAGGAGUUCAAGAAGGCCGUCGGCACCGACUUGACCAUCACCAUCGACGAGUCCAACCCGAUUCCCGCUGAAUCAAGCGGUGGUGUCAUCCUCUACGGCUCCGCCGGCAAGAUCGCAGUCACAAACACGCUCGACGAGCGUCUCAACCUCUUGAACGAGGAGUCCCUCCCCGCCAUCCGGACCGCCAUGUUUGGCCCCAACCCGCUGCGCAAGUUCUUUGACUAA